Molecule: messenger RNA, 213 nt
Organism: Haemonchus placei
Lineage: Eukaryota; Metazoa; Nematoda; Chromadorea; Rhabditida; Trichostrongylidae
Source: the annotation of a GenBank genome assembly
AUGAGGGAACAUUUCCGUCUUCCGUCAAAUGGGGACAACGAACUGAUUAGAGUGCGAACCGAUUCCUUCGUGGUCAACUUGACGUCUGGUCCGAUCGUCGAAGCAGAAGAAGGCGGAGAAAUUCUCGACAAUCGACUAUUGUCCAUUCGAUGCGAUAUCAGUAAAAAUAGGAUUUGUUUCAACGCGUGUGUCGACGGUGAAUGGGGGAAGUAA